UUUCAAACGACAGCGCUGCUUCAAAGAGAAUGUUUUGUUCCCAUACACAUAUACUUUGCAGCUGGCAAUGCUCCUUAUUGCUCUUUCCUUUCUCUGCCCGUUCGCUUUUUCUGUCAUUGCUAUUUCCCUUUAUUAUUAUUUUAUAUUUUUGCCGCUGCUCCACCGCCUUUUGUUUGCAGCCGUUGGUUUUCCAUACGGUUUUCGUUCGUAGCAUUUUCAAUUGUAUAGUGCAAGUGGGAAAAAUCAGACACUGCAAAGCCAAUUGGUUAAGAAAUAAGCGGACGUUGGAGUUUUCCCGUUGACGCCGUUGUAGUUGCUUUACCUUUAUGCAUCAUUUUUCACACUUUGAUUUUUCACUUCAGUCGAUUUCCAAACAUUUUUAUACAUUUGUAAAAAUUGAAGUGAGUGAAGUGUUUUAUAGAUAUAUACAAACGAAAUAAAUAAAUUGUAAAAUUAAGAUACACAAUUUAUUAACGAAAAUUCUUAUUACAAAAAAAAAAAAAAAAUAGUAAUCAAAUUUGAUGUGUUUUCCAUUCUCGUAAAAGUGAAAAUUUCGAAAAUUGUGCAUAUAGCGUGUGUAUACAUACAUAAAUACAUACUAAUUUGGAAGUGUGUUGAGAUUGUGAGGCAAGCAAGAAGCGGUGCAUAAGUGUUGAAAGAAAUCUUGUGAUAGAUAUUCUGAAUAUUUUCUGUGGCAAAUAGAAAGUCCAACGUUCCGGCUAAGCAAGAAAAUAGCAAUAACAAUAAAAUUAGUGACAAGUUACAUACGGGGACUUUAUGGUACUCACUUAUGACGGCGUUGGCACUGUUGGCGAUGUCGCUUUGAAAUGCCACUAUACUUACAAAAUAUAUAACAAUAAUUAAAAUUAAAUUAUAGUAAAAAGGGGUGUGAACUCACAGUUGGUUGGCUGUAAAUUUGUCAGACGGCAGCCGCAAAAUCAAACAGACAUUCGUCACACAAAAGUGGAAGCUCGCCAGGAAGAGAUAUCACUUUACGCCUGAGUGACUUCAUUGUACACGUGAUUGCAUCAGACACAAAGGAGACCCUUUCCCACCCUGCCCAAAGUGUGAAACUCAACGUCGUGUGUAAAACUGUGCAGAUAUAACAACAGCCACCCAUUGCCUACAUUGCGGAGCCUCCGCAUGCAUUUCCCCACACCCCACAUGCCAUGAUGCGUUACUCGGAAAUAUCCAGAGAAUUAUCGGCGGAUAGUUUGGGUUACGUUGAACUAGGUGAGGAUUAUAUCUAUAAGAAUUUACGUGAAGAUUCGCCGCGCAGUGACACUCAUUCCAAUGCUAGCAGCAGUUGCAUGCCACUACCAACAUACACCGCCAACAAUCAUCACCAACACCUUAAACAGCAAGAACAGCAACAGUACCAACAACAAUUGAAUUCACAACACGAGCAACAGCCACAGCAUCACCGCGCCGACUACACUAAUUCGAUGAGCAAUUGCGGCCAACAACACGUAGCCGGCUUACGCAAUUCCAAACGUUAUUCGUGUGGGCGUAACGGUAGUCAUGAUGGCGCCGCAACCAUUUCCUACAUGCGUCCACGCAAGGAUAGCACACGCUCAACGCAGAGCUGUCAAUUCGAUGCCGAACAGUUGACGCAAGCAAUCGCUAGCAAGACAAUGCAUGUGAAAAGUAGUCGUCGCAAGAAUUCCAUCGGAUGCCUGAAUUCGUUGUCCUCAUCGCCGGGCUCGCCGGGUUGCUACUACUGUGUUGGCACCGCACCACCGCCCGGCAAGAGUCAAAGUCUGCCCGCACGUUCGUCUAUGAACAAUUUGGAUGCGGUCAUAUUGAAUGCGCUACGCGUGCCGGCUGAUGAGUUGGCCAAUCAGAUUACGCUCUUGGAUUUUCCCAUCUUCGCCGCCAUACAACCGGACGAGCUGACCAGUUGCGCUUGGACGAAGAAGGACAAACAUGUCGUCACACCGAAUAUUGUUGCAUUUACGAAACGUUUCAAUCACACCAGCUUUUGGACUGUGCAGGAGAUAUUGAGUGGCGAACAGCCAAAGCAACGUGCCGAAAUACUGACACACUUCAUUAAGGUGUCCAAGAAACUGCACGAACUGAACAAUCUACAUUCGCUGUUUGCCAUCAUUUCCGCCAUGCAAAGUGCCAGCAUUUUCCGCUUGAAAAAGACUUGGGCUUGCCUCUCCAAAAAGGAUCGGCAAGCAUUUGAACGGCUUAGCGAUAUAUUCAGCGAUCAAAAUAAUUGGGAGAAUUUACGUGCCUAUUUAGAGAGUCUACGCCUACCAUGCAUACCAUAUUUGGGUUUAUUCCUGACCGAUCUAAUUUAUAUUGAUUUAGCGCAUCCACAUAAGGGUGGGCUCGAACCCGAACAACGCCGCAAUAAAAUGAAUAAUAUUUUGCGCGUCAUUUCCAAUUAUCAACAGUCAGACUACACGCAUAUAAUGCCAAUUGAGGCAACACAAAAAUAUUUGACAUCCAUACGCUAUAUUGAGGAGUUGCAGAACAUCUUCGAAGAGGAUCAAUACAAAAAAUCCCUCAAAUUGGAGCCCGCCUCACCGUCCGGUCCGAGUUCAUCAUCUUGCAGCUCGAAGGAGUCUUUCAAUAUAGACGCAAUCACACCGGCACUGGCUUGCUUGAAUCUCUCACCCGCCAAAACGAUCGGUUCCAUGCGCAUCGCCAACAGUAGCGGCACUAAAUUCAUUCCCGGCCAUCGCAAAUGUCGCAGCCUGGGCACGAACAUUUUCGGCAAAAUCACACAUUCGCACAACGACAACGCCAACUAUGGCAACCCCACACUAAUGCUCGGCUACGGUGACGAGCACUACCUGCACGAUUACAGUGUGCUCAGCCAACAGCAAGCGCGCCAUCUACUGGACGACUCAGUGCUGGAGCAGAGCAGUAAUAUGUUGAGUAGCGGCGAUGCCACUUCGAAUGAUAGCGUUGAAGGCGCACUUUGCCACAACAGUGAUUUGGAGCUCAUCUAUGCGCCCACGCUCGAUCCCGAGAAUUGUGUGCAAGGUUGUGUGCGUCGGAAGACGGUGCAAAAGGAGGGUCGCAAACCCGCUGUGGCCUCUUGGCAACGCUACUGGCUACAAAUUUGGGCCAAUUCGCUUGUGUACUUUCCGCCCAAAUCAUUCAAAGGCAGCGAACGUAGCGACUUCAAGCGCGAACCAUGCAAAGUGUGUCCGCUCGAGGGCUGGUUCGCACAAGUCGUCGAUAAUACGAAGCAUAAAAACUCAUUUGAGAUUUAUCAUCGUACAUUGGGCACAAUCUACAAGUUUCGCACGGAUAGCGCGCAGGCGACACAGCUUUGGACCGCCUCUAUUUGCAAGGUGGCCAUGCAACGUAGCGCGCCCAAACCGCUGCCCAUCAAUUUGAUGUCGUUCGAGUGAUUUGAAAUGGCAGACGAGGGUUGUGGCAUGCUAGUGUCGGGGUGUUUGAUUGUGCUAAAAUGAAAUUACGACAAAUGCAACGGGUAGCGGUUACUUUUAAAUAUUACAACGCCGGUGACGCGCUUCAAUGGAUUUCCAAUUGCUCUGAAAUCGUGUUCAGCAUGAAAUCCCCGCUCUAUAUACUCUGCUUGGUGUAGCUUAGUUUUCACACUCAACGCUUGUUUAAUUUUUGUUGCUUUCAUUUAACUUGUCUACAAAUUACUCGAAACAUAGCAGAAACAGCGAGCCUCAUAUGAAAGUUGGUGAGCAGACAGCACAUCAUUUUACAAACGAGAAUUAAUCCUUUAAAGACUGAUACUUGUCCGCAUAGACGGACGUAACGAACUCAAUAGAGACUCAGUGAAAACUCAACCGAAACUCUUUAUGGAACAAAACGAAAGCAACUUUCUUAUUGUAAGAAUACUUAACUUUUUUUUUCUUGCUGAGGAUUUCUGAAAUUGUUUACUCGAAAUUUUCAUAAAACAAUUUUGUAAGGCAUUUUAACUGUUACUCACAUAUACAUUUGUACUUAUUUAAUAAAGCAAGUGCUUGUUAAUGGUACGGAGAGAAAGGUCGAUAGAGAGUGAGGUUUUCAAUAUGUAUUUUUGAAAGUAAAUAUUUCACAGAGAAAAAAAUUAUAUGCGUUUACAACUAAUACGCCGCAGUACAAUUUGAGGUAAUGAGAGAUUUAAAAUAUGUGUUUUUUAAGAACAAUAAUUGUAGCUGAAUAAAUAUAGAAUAGUUUAAAAUAAAAAGAUUACUGUUUAUGGUCAUCGGAAAUAAGCGCUAUAAAAAUAAAAAUAUCCGCAAACUGCCUUAAAACAGUUUGUUGCCUUAAAUUAAUGUUAAUAAUGUUUUUUGCGAGAAAGAGUUGAAUGUGAAUUUGUACUUGGCGUUUUUGCUUUUGACCACUGUAUCAAGCUUAAAAAAAUACGUGGUUUAUUUAAAAAGCUAGAAAAUCUAAAUAUAAUGAAAUUUUUGUGGACCUGUAGAUUUUAUAUAUAGUUUUGAAUAGAUUGUGUAACUCUUUGUCAUACAAGUACAUCCACUAGAAUUAUAAUAGUUAUAUGCAGAUUGAAACUUAAGGCUUGUGGUAACUCAACUUAAGUUCUUUAUAAGAACUUAAUUUUUUUUUUUUGGCUCGAAAAACUUAUUUCUUAUUAUUAUUUCCUUAAAUAUUUGCGUUGCUUUUAAAACUUAAUUGAAUUAUAUUGAAAGAAAUUCUCUUGAAAUAACCAUUAUUUGCAAAUCUAUAAGAAAUAUAUUCUCCACUUAAGGAAUGACUAUCUCGGCACAAAAAAUACGCCAUUAACACAAUCUCUAUUACUUUUCCAACAACAUGUAUGUACAUGUAGUAUGUUAAAAAAAAAAUUGGAAAUUAUUAAAAUUUUAGGCAAAUUUUUUCAUACAGAAUUAUUAUAAUUUAUACUGUAUUUCUCCGCUCUGUUUCUCUCCGUUAUUCAGUUAAAAUGCCCAGUAAAAUACAUGUUUUAUUUAGUUAUUAAUUUGCUUACGAUUAACUUAAAAUUAGUAUUACAAUUAAUUAAAUUACGAUUUACUGUUAGUUCAUACAACGACUUAAGAUUUAUCAUCAUACUUUGCCUUAGCGCUUUGCGAAUACUCUCUUUAACAUACAUACAUACUGUAUAAGUAUAUUCUGUAAGCGUUUCACGUACUAUGUACCACAAAUGUAACUGUUAAUUACUCCUAUGUAUUAGUUUUAUAUGCAAAAAUCUAAUUGUUAGUUGCUUAGUUAUAAUACGCUCAUGUUAUACAUCACAUAUUUAAUAUAAAAAGAAUUAGUGUACAUUUAGCUUUAAAUUCAAGAGAAGCCUAAACAAUUUGUUCCAAUGCAAAUAUGUCUUUGCCGUGGAGGCAAACGAGCUAAACUGAAAUUAAGCGGCACUUUUAAAGUAUACUUUGUUGCUAAAAAUCCUAUUGAUGGCAAAAUUGAAUCAUUAAAGUUGAAAUGUUGCAACAGUGCCUCAUUAAAUGUGAAAUAUUGCAACGAUGCCUAAAAAAGUUGCUGAGUAAUGCUUAGAUUUUAUAAAUAUAAGUGUGAAUUUGCAAUGGGAACUCGAGUUUAUCGUUUAUGUCUCCUCGGCGUCGAUAUGUAUACACAUGAAAUCACAAAGUUCCAUUAAAACCAA
This is a messenger RNA of Bactrocera latifrons, 5560 nucleotides long. It is a transcript of the gene RalGPS, whose product is annotated as ras-specific guanine nucleotide-releasing factor RalGPS1. NCBI's taxonomy places the organism in Eukaryota, Metazoa, Arthropoda, Insecta, Diptera, Tephritidae. Gene Ontology annotation, molecular function: guanyl-nucleotide exchange factor activity. The transcript is spliced from 7 exons. The record is from RefSeq and is a predicted model, not a curated record. Gene Ontology annotation, biological process: Ras protein signal transduction; positive regulation of GTPase activity. Gene Ontology annotation, cellular component: plasma membrane. Bases 1170 to 3371 code for a protein of 733 amino acids.